Messenger RNA from Diprion similis, 970 nucleotides. RefSeq names its product trypsin delta-like. The transcript is spliced from 2 exons. Gene Ontology annotation, biological process: proteolysis. The coding region runs from base 83 to 862 and encodes 259 amino acids. NCBI's taxonomy places the organism in Eukaryota, Metazoa, Arthropoda, Insecta, Hymenoptera, Diprionidae. The record is from RefSeq and is a predicted model, not a curated record. Gene Ontology annotation, molecular function: serine-type endopeptidase activity.
GGUAUAAAAAGAGCCGGCAGACAAAUGUUAAACAACUCCCAUCCGGAUUUCAGAAAUCGAAGCAUCAAGCGCGGUUCUGAAGAUGAUGAAAGUUGCGAUCCUGUUUGCCCUCGUGGCUGCCGCUGUUGCGGAGCCCGUGUCCCGCCUGAACGAGCUGAGCCCCACCGGGCGUAUCGUCGGUGGUGUCGCUACCUCCAUCGAUGAAGUACCCUACCAGGUAUCUCUCCAGGUCUUCGGCUCCCACAUCUGUGGUGGUGCCCUCAUCUCCGACACCUGGGUCUUGACCGCUGCUCACUGCAUGGUCUACCCCACUUCCUGGUUCACCAUCCGCUCUGGAUCCACCCUUUCCAACAGCGGCGGUAGCACGACCUCGUUCGCCUCCGUCAUCAACCACGCCAGCUACAGCUCGAACAGAUGGGGAAUCCCAAUCAACGACAUUGCUCUCAUCCGUCUGAGCAGCGCCGUCUCCCUGGGAUCCACCCGUGCCGCCAUUUCUCUGUACAACGCCAACGAGGAAGCCGUUGUCGGUGCUUCCGCCGUCAUCACCGGAUGGGGUGCCCUCACCGAGGGAGGCAGUUCUCCAGUCGUCCUCCAGACCGUCACCGUCCCAAUUGUCUCCAAGUCUGACUGCAGCUCCGCCUACAGCAUCUGGGGAGGACUUCCCGACGGCCAGAUCUGUGCCGCUGUUCCUGAGGGAGGCAUGGACGCCUGCCAAGGCGACUCUGGUGGUCCCCUCGCCAUCAGCGGACGUCUCGCUGGUGUCGUUUCCUGGGGUAACGGAUGUGCCCGCGCUGGAUGGCCCGGUGUAUACACCGAGGUCGCUUCCUACCGCAGCUGGAUCUCCACCAACUCUGGAAUCUAAGAAGCACUCGCUUAACUGGACUUCUCUACCCUCUAAUCAACUGUGAGGCUCUACGUCAUUCCUGAACUUGUAAUAUCAACGAAAAUAAAGCAAUUCAAAUGAAAAUUU